Molecule: messenger RNA, 330 nt
Organism: Ascochyta rabiei
Lineage: Eukaryota; Fungi; Ascomycota; Dothideomycetes; Pleosporales; Didymellaceae
Exons: 1
Coding region: 1-330 (109 amino acids)
Source: RefSeq, a predicted model, not a curated record
AUGAAAAGUGCUGAGGCCGGGGGAUUCCGCGCGUCCUCCCCUCCAUUGCUCCUCACCUCCGCUCCACAUGUGAACUCCCAAUUUCCACACACAACAUCGGUGCUCCAUUGUUUUUCGACUUCCUUGACUUCGAUCGUCACUGUCAACAAGCUCACCGCCCAGGAUGGAGCCGAUAAUUCUCGAGGCUUGGCACGGAUCGUGAAUGCCGAGCAUAGCCGCACAUGGCGCCCUGGACCUGACGUGGAGUUCCCGUCUCGAACCUACGUAUCGCACACCGUCUGCUGGUCGUUCGACAAGAAGCUCCCCCAAGAGCCGCACAAAUGGAGUUAG